Pungitius pungitius (ninespine stickleback) is the source of this 1754-nucleotide messenger RNA. It is a transcript of the gene mvk, whose product is annotated as mevalonate kinase. The record is from RefSeq and is a predicted model, not a curated record. Gene Ontology annotation, molecular function: ATP binding; mevalonate kinase activity. Bases 377 to 1570 code for a protein of 397 amino acids. The transcript has 10 exons. Gene Ontology annotation, biological process: isopentenyl diphosphate biosynthetic process, mevalonate pathway; isoprenoid biosynthetic process; cholesterol biosynthetic process. Lineage: Eukaryota; Metazoa; Chordata; Actinopteri; Perciformes; Gasterosteidae. Gene Ontology annotation, cellular component: cytosol; cytoplasm.
GAUUGGGUAAAAUAAUAUAUGUUCAACUAUCUGUUGCGCCGAUUGGAUGUUGAAGCUCGAACCCAUAUUCAUCCCUCCUCUCGCGUGUCAGUCGUGUUUUUAGCAUGUUUUCAUCACUUUCUGUUGAAGGGAGUAUAUGCCCAGAGCAAGUCAAAGGUCUUUGACCAAAUGUGCUUCUAUAAACCUCUGUAUGUGUCGCCUGCUUGUGAGAAACCCAGAACCAUUGGGCAGAGCGGUCAAGUGCUUGCUGCGGCUUCAGAGGAUUAACAUUUGCUAAAGGUGGCUAAGCUAGCUAAUAACAACACUAUCAGCGACUCGUUUGAGUGAAAGCUGCCCAUUCUGGACCAAUUACUGCAGUCUGAAGACGGCUACAGAAAUGCAAGUCCCGGACCUAUUCGUGUCUGCUCCAGGGAAGGCGAUCCUGCACGGAGAGCACGCGGUUGUGCACGGCAAGGUGGCUCUUGCUGUGAGUUUGAACUUGAGAACAUAUUUAUCGUUGAAAGGCACCACCGCUGGCAGUGUUUGCAUCAACCUCCCAAAUAUUGACACAUUCCUCUCCUGGGACCUGUCUGAACUGAAACAGCUUAUUCCUUAUUCCUGUGGUAAGAUGGAGGAGGUGAAACGUCUGGAUGCUGAACUUGUGAGGAAACUACGUGAAUUUGUUGGUGUCACUAACGGAAACUUGGAUACCUGCAACAUGGCCACCCUAGCCUUCCUCUACAUCUACCUCUCAGUGUUUGGAUCAGCUGAGCUGCCCAGCCUUACGGUGACUGUGUGGUCUGAGCUGCCUACUGGAGCGGGACUGGGCUCAAGUGCUGCCUACUCUGUGUGUUUAAGUGCAGCUCUGCUUUGUGCAAAUGGAACCAUCCCCGCUGCUCUCAGGGAGUGGGAUCCCUCCGCCAGGUGGUGUCAGGAGGACCUAGAGCUGAUCAACAGCUGGGCUUUCCAAGGAGAGAUGAUCAUCCAUGGGAAUCCUUCUGGAGUGGAUAACGCUGUAGGAACAUGGGGUGGCAUGCUGAGAUUCUUGGCUGGAAAGAUAAUACCACUGAGCAGGGUACCGUUAUUAAGAAUCCUCCUCACUAACACCAAAGUACCACGUAGCACCAAGGUACUCGUUGCCGGGGUGAAGGACAAGAUUAACAAGUUUCCCUCCAUCAUGAACCCAGUGCUUGACUCGGUUGAUGCCAUUUCCUGCAAUUGUGAGAAAGUCCUCUCAGAGAUGACAUGUGAGCCUAUAACUGGAGAGCACUACAAUAUUCUUGAGGAGCUUAUUGAUAUUAACCAGCACCACCUGAAUGUGAUGGGCGUGGGGCACCCUUCCCUGGACACACUGUGCCGGGUCACAUUGACCAAAGGCCUCCAUAGCAAGCUCACUGGAGCAGGUGGGGGAGGCUGUGGAAUCACUCUCCUGAGACCAGAAACGGAGUCCUCUGUUGUCCAGAUUACAGUGCAGGACUUGAAAGACUGUGGCUUUGACUGCUGGGAAACAAGUAUUGGCGGCCCGGGUGUCCAGCAGCACUCUGCUGCCUCAGUAAAGGAGGAGGUUCUGGAGAUUUUAAACCGGUACUGAGACUUCAGCUGGAUAAAAAACGGAUGUCUUGUUGCUUUUAGCUCAAGCUGGUCAGCUGCACAUUUGUGUGUAUAUAUAGAGUGCAUUGUCCACUAGAGGUCAUCAGAGUUGCACAAAUCCUUCUAAUUAAACAACCAUUUUAUGUUCAGACAUAUAUAUGAAUUACAGUUUUUCUCCAUUGGUU